UAUGAUCCUUCUCUCUCUAACCACUCAUUUCGGCAAUUCCGUUUUCUCUCUCUACACAAUAAACCUCUCUGCUUCACUCCUAAUUGAGUAAUUUCAGCUCCGGUGAAGCAAGGUUUCGGCGAUUGCAUCAUUUUAGUUGCAAAAUUAGGGUUCGAGAAUUGAGCGGACGAUGUGAAAUGGUAACCGCCGUUGCAUCCACUCCGAAGCAGCAACGGCCGUCGCAGAUUCCGAAGCGCCCGCCGCUGCUGCCGUCGGACUCCGACAAUGCGCCUCCGCGCCGCCCCAGAGCUCGCGAAGUCACCUCGCGCUACCUGUCCCUCUCGACGACGUCGUCUUCCUCCUCCUCCAAUUCCAAUACGACGUCGUCGUCGUCUUCCGUCACCUCCGGAUCGUCGAUUUCGUCGAGGAGGUCUCAAUCUCCGAUCCUCGGCACCGCCAUUUCCACUCCGAGGACUCAGCAGCGGGCGGUUUCUGCGGAGAGACGGCGGCCGCUGGCUACGGCUGCGACGCCGACCAGUGCGGAGAAAAUGCUGGUGAGGUCGGUGAGGAGUUUGUCAGUGUCGUUUCAGGGGCAAUCGUAUUCGCUGCCGGUGAGUAAGGUGAAGCCGCCUCCGGCGGCGGUGGGGACUCCGGGAGUUACGAGGAAGGGGACGCCGGAGAGGCGGAAAGCAGGGGUUACUCCUGUGAGAGAUCGGACGGUGAAGGAUAGAGACACUCCGAGGCCGAUCGAGCAGCAGCAACAUCUUUGGCCUGGGAGAUUGCGCAGCGAGAAUCCGAGUUUAAUGAGUCGAAGCUUGGAUUACGGCGCAGACAGAGCGAAUUGGAAUCGAUCCAGCCCUGCUAUUUCGGGAUUGAGAAAAUCUGUGGAUUCUGAAUUGAAGCUUGACGAUUCAGCAUUUAGCGACGGAGGUCGAUCGAGAUUGGGAGGUUCGUUGAAUUCGGAUGUUGAGAGUGUCUCUUCCGAGGGCACCGUUUCAGGAGAUACGACUCAAUUGCGAGGGAUGAUCGUACCAGCAAGAUGUUGGCAAGAAGCUAGCAACCGAGUUCAGAGAGUUGUAGAUCCUGCUUCACCCUUGUCAAACAGAAUUAAUGCCUCUUCCAAAUUAAUUGUGGCAAAGAGGUUUCAAACCGAUAGUCCUGUAUCGUCACCGCGGGAAAUUUAUGCGAACAGGGGACCUUCGCCUCUCAGAGGGGGUAACAGAGCGGCCUCACCGAGCAGGGCCAUGACUUCAGGGAAUGGUGCUCUGCCGAGGGGCAUGGCUAGUCCAAUAAGAGCUAGAAAUGGCACAGGGAAUGACAAUAGCAUGGUUAGUACGCCGUCCUUGAUAAGCUUUCCAAUUGAAUUGAGGAGAGGAAAGUUUGGUGAAAAUCGAAUAGCUGAUGCGCAUGAAUUGAGGAUGCUGUAUAACCGGCAGUUGCAGUGGCGAUUAGCAAAUGCAAAAGUAGAGAAUGCCAUUUUGGUUCAAAAACAUGCAGCAGAGAGACACCUUUAUAAUGCUUGGGUGAACACUUCAAAACUGCGGCACUCAGUUAGUUCCAAGAGGAUUGAACUACAAUCGUUGAGACUGAAUCUGAAGCUUUAUUCUAUGUUAAAGGAUCAAGAACCACAUUUGGAGACGUGGGGUAUGUUAGAUAGAGAUUACUGGAAUUCAGUUUCUGGUGCGAUAAAAGCGUUAGAAGCUAGCACUCUCCGUCUUCCUAUUGUUGAUGGUGCAAGGGCUGAUGUUCAUAAGGUUCAAGAAGCAAUACAUUCAGCUGUUGACGUAAUGCAAGCAAUGGAAUCUUCAAUAUACUCUCUGCAAUUGAAGGUGGAGCGGAUGAACUCACUGGCAACGGAACUUUCCAAGUUAAGCUCAAGGGAGUAUGGUUUGCUAACCCAAUGCAAAGAUUUAUUCUCAACAACAUUCAUACCCUUACAGGUGAUAAAUUGGAGCUUAAAUGUCCAAGUACAACAGGUUCAAUGUUCACAAGAGAGAUUUUCAAAGGAAACCUAACAUGCUGAUCACGAUUUUACGGCUAACACGGUAGGUAUGUUACAUAGCAGUUUUUAUGUCUGAUCGAAGAUCAUUUUAAAAUGUAGUUUGGUGUGUGCAGUGCAAGGUAGAUAUGAUAGGAUAUCCUAAUUUGGGGUUGUUCAUUGUGGCCUAGGUUGGUUGUAUACACUCAAUCCUCUUCAGUUUCAUUAAAUUUAUAUGUGUGAAUAUGCAUGUUUCA
This is a messenger RNA of Salvia hispanica, 2214 nucleotides long. RefSeq names its product QWRF motif-containing protein 2-like. Gene Ontology annotation, cellular component: nuclear microtubule; cytoplasm. Gene Ontology annotation, biological process: spindle assembly. The record is from RefSeq and is a predicted model, not a curated record. Lineage: Eukaryota; Viridiplantae; Streptophyta; Magnoliopsida; Lamiales; Lamiaceae. Gene Ontology annotation, molecular function: microtubule binding.